Molecule: messenger RNA, 2428 nt
Organism: Triplophysa rosa
Lineage: Eukaryota; Metazoa; Chordata; Actinopteri; Cypriniformes; Nemacheilidae
Gene: ngb
Product: neuroglobin
Exons: 4
Coding region: 48-527 (159 amino acids)
Molecular function (GO): heme binding; oxygen binding
Source: RefSeq, a predicted model, not a curated record
ACAUCACUGAAAGUCGACAGGAGAACAUUGCAUUCCUGAGGGUCACAAUGGAGAAACUCUCUGAGAAAGAGAAGGGGCUGAUCCGGGACAGUUGGGAGAGCCUGGGAAAGAACAAGGUGCCACAUGGAAUUGUUAUGUUUACGAGGCUUUUUGAGCUGGACCCAGAACUACUUGUGCUCUUCAGCUACAACACAAACUGUGGUGUUGCACCUGAAUGCCUGUCCAGCCCAGAGUUCCUUGAUCAUGUCACCAAGGUAAUGUUGGUUAUUGACGCAGCUGUGAGCCAUCUUGAUGACCUACAUACUUUGGAGGACUUCCUGUUAAACCUAGGCAGACAGCAUCAGGCAGUUGGGGUGAAGACCCAGUCCUUUGCUGUGGUUGGAGAGUCUCUGCUGUAUAUGCUUCAGUGCAGCCUGGGUCCGGCAUACACGGCACCGCUGCGCCAGGCCUGGCUCAAUAUGUACAGCUUUGUGGUGUCCGCCAUGACUAGAGGCUGGGCCAAAAAUGGAGAGCACAAGACCAACUGAAAAGGAGGUAGAUGUGAGAUUCACACUGAAGAUAUACCAUACAGUAUGUAACAAACGAUUGCAGAUGUACAGUUACAAAAAAGUAUUUUGAAAGAGUGAAGGGGCUUGAUUUAUUACAGGGAAAAUCUCUUCAACCGAGUUGCGUCGGCUGCCUGAACAGUCCUAACUUUGGUAGCUUGCUCUAACUGUAGUCUGAGAAUGUACGAGAUGUCAGCGAUAACAACGCCUAUACGACAUUGAUAAAUCCAGGACGUAGUUUAUUGUUGAAACUUCAAAGGCAAAAUUUACUUUGUACAUAUAGUCAUGACUAAACGUAUUUCCUUAAAAUAUCUUAAAUGACUGUCUAGAUGUAUUGAUGUUUCAUGUUCAGAGGUUUGACUAUGCACAUACAGGCUUGGUCAUCUUAAAUAGUUUCGGACGCCUCUUGGAAUCUAGAAACGGUCUUUAAAAAAGCUAUAAUUUUAUUUUAAACCUACAUUAAACAGGAUUCAUUUUCUAGUAAACUCAGAGUAGGGGUCAGUAAAGCACAUCAGCAUGGUUCUUAUAAAACAAUUCAAGGGUCGCUAAAGAUCCUUUUGACGUAAAAUAUCACUAGCCAUAAUAAGUUAUUGUUACCAUUGGAUUAUUUGAUCAUAAAAUUUACUUUGACACAAUGAUCGGGACUUCUGGCGAUGAAAGUUGAUUUUGAUGAGAUGAAAUGACGAGAACUGUUACAUCCAAAAUAGCUUUUGGAAUUUUUAGACUGUUAAUUUAUCAGUGUGUGCCAUCUCAUAAGUUUACAUUUCCAUUGUAUGAGAUCAUACUCGAAGCACUCACAUACUCAAAAGCGUACUAACGACAGACUUUUGUAGACUGUUGAUAUUAACUGCUCUUGUGUGGACCUAAAGUGACUGUUACAGUAUAUUAUUUUAGCUAGAUGAUCUAUUCACUUUGAAAUUGUAGAUAGUACAUUUUUAUGUCAACUGAUCCGCUUAGGUGGACAAGAGCUAAGAAUAAUGACUUUUUUAUUUAAUCACCUUUUUGAUGUUUUGUUAGCAAUCAUUCUGAAUAAUAUUUUUUUUAAAGUGUCGUAAUGUUAUUUAAGAACGUACGGACUACAGUACUGUAUCUCUAGAGAUAUAUUUGUCACGAUUAUGAGCUAUAGAAAAGUGUUUAAAGCGAUGAUAACUGUUUUGCUGCUAUCAUUAAAAAAAAUCAAUGUCUUUGUAGAAACGUGGUCCUCUUUGUAUCAGAAAUGUUUCUACAUUGGAAAGGUUCUGGCCAAGUAUCUCAAAAUGCAUAGAGGUAACUGUGUGUCACAGCUUGAUAUGUAAUCUUUUGGUAUGUUACAACUAAUGUGUUACUGUAUAUGAAAGUACCUACUUCAUGUAUAAAAUCUUUUCUGUAUAUUUAGGUGUAUGUGGAUUGAUAAUUUUAUGUAUUGCUAAACAGUGAACUAUGAUACUGUAUUUUUACUUGUGUAAAAUAUACAAUUUUGUCUCUCAAAGACUGCCCUUGCUGAAAAUGUACCACCUGAUGGCUUUCCACUAACCUCUAAGAUGUCAGUCUUUAUGGAAAGAUGGAACUUAUAUAAGGAUGGAAGGGGGUUCUUUGUGAUUAUCUCUGUUUAUUGACCACUGAAUAAUUGUUUAUGUGCAGUGUUUGCCCCUGUGAUUUUCCUCUUGAUAUUCUUACUUAAGUGUCUCAAUGUCUACCUCACUGAAGCAGCUGCUACUGAACAGCGAUGUUAUGACCUGACUCCUCAGUAACCAAAAAAGUGAUACGUCACAAGGGACAUUUUGUUUCUUCAGCCAGUCACAAAUCCAGCAAGCAUCAGGAUAACUGAAGGCUUUAUACUGUAUGUCAACAUAUGUGCGUGAAGCUUAUUUGUAAAACAUGACAUAAAUAAAGAAUAUCUUACA